This is a messenger RNA of Peromyscus maniculatus bairdii (prairie deer mouse), 1042 nucleotides long. NCBI's taxonomy places the organism in Eukaryota, Metazoa, Chordata, Mammalia, Rodentia, Cricetidae. The record is from RefSeq and is a predicted model, not a curated record.
AAGUUUCAUGUGUUCAUAUCUCAAUUUACUUUGCAGGAACACCAGUGGAAAUUUCUUCAGCAUGGGUCCAUCCAUCCCAGCCUGGAAUACUGACAACACAACAAUGAAUAGAAGUUACUACAUUACAAGCUCACUCUGUGUCACCAUGUAUAAAAUCUUGAGCAUUCUCACUGCCAUCAUUUGCAUGGUUGGAGUUGCAGGAAAUGCCAUAGUGCUGUGGCUUCUGGGCUGCCAUGUGCACAGGAAGGCCUUCUCUGUCUAUGUCCUCAACCUGGCUGGGGCUGACUUCCUCUACCUUUGUUUUCAGACUGUGUUUUCCCUGAGACAAAUCCUUUCACUGUUUGAUGUCAGCUACUUCCAUAUUCCAUAUUUCACCCGUAUAUUAAUUUUUGCUUACCUUGCAGGUUUAUGUAUGAUUACAGCCAUCAGUGUUGAGCGAUUCCUCUCUGUUUUGUGGCCCAUUUGGUAUCACUGCAAAUGACCAAGAUACAUGUCAUCUGUUGUGUGUGCCCUGCUCUGGGGCUUCACUCUACUGUUAAGCCUCCUGUUGUGGUUUGGUUGCAAUUUACUAUAUAGUGAUUACCAUUAUUCUUUCUGUUUGACUGUUGCUUUUGUAUUUAUACCAGCACUAUCUGUGUUUCCUUGUGUUUUCAACCUGGCCCUGUUGGUCAGGAUCUUCUGUGGCUCACAGAGGAUUCCUGUGACCAGGUUGUAUGUGACCAUUGCACUCACAGUGCUGGUCUUCUUACUCUUUGGUCUGCCCUUUGGUAUGUACUGGAUAAUUUUCCUUUGGAGUGGGAAGUGGUCUAGUGUAUCCUUUUGCAAUAGUUAUGAAAUUACAUCUUUCCUGUCCUGUGUUAACAGCUGUACCAAUCCCAUCAUUUACUUUUUUGUUGACUCCAUUAGGCAUUGCAGGUUUCAGAGGCAGACUCUGAAGAUGCUUCUGCAGAGAGCAAAGCAGGACACUCCUGAGGAAGAAGAUGGAGAGAGGGCUUCUUCAGGAAAUCCUGGACAGCAGGAAACAGCCAUGUAUGGUAGUUGA